Labeo rohita (rohu) is the source of this 1844-nucleotide messenger RNA. It is a transcript of the gene aspa, whose product is annotated as aspartoacylase. The record is from RefSeq and is a predicted model, not a curated record. The coding region runs from base 148 to 1095 and encodes 315 amino acids. The transcript is spliced from 6 exons. NCBI's taxonomy places the organism in Eukaryota, Metazoa, Chordata, Actinopteri, Cypriniformes, Cyprinidae. Gene Ontology annotation, molecular function: hydrolase activity, acting on carbon-nitrogen (but not peptide) bonds, in linear amides; hydrolase activity, acting on ester bonds.
GGACGCAGUAAUACCCUGGACUUAGCCUCCAAAUAACCAUUAUAUAACAGGAGUCACAUCGCACCGGAGACUAGAGGAACCAGCAGUUGUGUGGAAACUUUGCGCUCUCGUCUUUCGUAAACUACGCGCGUCCUUGUAGCUCUCGCAAUGAGUUCGCGAAUUGGUAUUUCUUGUUUACAAGAAGCCAAACGAGUAGCUAUUUUUGGAGGCACACAUGGAAAUGAGAUGUCUGGCAUUACGCUCGUAAAUAUGUGGACACAGAAUUCAGCCGAGAUAGAGAGAAACGGACUGGUGGUCAAGCCGUUCAUAAGCAACCCUAGAGCGGUGGAGAAAUGCACCAGGUACAUCGACACGGAUCUGAACAGAGCCUUUACACCCGAGAACCUCAGUACUCCAGAGGUUGAAGGGCUGCCAUAUGAAGUCCAGAGGGCCAAGGAAAUAAAUCGGAUGUUCGGACCCAAAGGGAGCUCGAACGCAUACGAUGUCAUCUUUGACCUUCACAACACCACCUCAAACAUGGGCUCCACCCUCAUUCUGGAAAGCUCAACAGACCUCUUCAACCUUCAGAUGGUGCAUUAUAUUAAAAAAGCUAUGGCUCCCCACACCUGUUCAGUACUGUUAAACGAACACCCACAGCUGAAGUAUUCAACCACCCGCUCUGUGGCUAAACACCCUAUUGGUCUCGAGGUGGGUCCUCAGCCACAAGGUGUUUUGAGAAGCAAUGUAUUUGAGUCCAUGAGGACGAUACUGAAGCAUGCGCUGGACUUCCUCGAGCUCUUCAAUAGUGGUGUAGAGUUUCCUCCAUGUACAGUGGAUGUAUUCAGAGUCCAGGAGAGAAUGGACUAUCCCAGAGACACCAACGGCAACAUCACAGCUAUGGUGCAUCCUCAUCUCCAGGACUGUGACUGGGAGCCUUUGAACCGGGGGGACCCUAUGUUCCUAACGUUCGAUGGAAGAACAAUCCUUUAUGAAGGUGCCAACACAGUGUACCCCACGUUUAUUAAUGAGGCUGCAUAUUAUGAAAAACAGCAGGCGUUCAUGACCACCUGUAGAGAAAUACUAGCUGCCAAUGCUAUCAGAAAAGCAUUCAAGUAAUGUUUUCUCUUAAAAGUCACUAUGAUCACACUCAGAUAGUUGACAUGGUUCUCAUGUACUGUACUUUAUCUAAAUGUCAACUUUAAUAUUUUUCUAAUUCUUGGAAACUACAGAACUAUUUAAUUGAAAAGUAAAAAAGCCAAAAGUGUGCAAAAAGUGACUAAAUUUUACACUAUAUAACAUAUAAAACACAACUAUUCAGAUGUUUAUGGUCAGUAAGAUUGUUUUUAAAGAAAUUAAUACAAAGGUAUAAUUUAACAAAAAUAUAUUUCAAAUAAAUGCUAUUAUUUUGAACGUACUGUUUUUACAAAAAUAUUUCGAAAAGGAUCGUGUGACACUGAAAGCUGGAGUAAAAUUUACAUUUCACAUCACAGGAAUAAAUUAUUAUGUAUAAAUCACUACAUUUUAAAUUAUUUAAAAAUAAAUGAUUUUAAAGUAUAUUACGAUAGAGACAGGUAUUUUAAAUUUACAAUAUUUAUUUAGUAAUGUAUUUUUUGACUAUAUUUUUGCCCCCAAAGGAUUGUGUGUGUGCGCACACAAAUACACUGCUGUUAAAAAGUCUGGGAUCAGUAAGAAUUUUAAUGUUUUUAAAGAAAUCUUUUCUGCUCAUCAAGGCUGCGUUUAUUUGAUUAAAAAUACAGAAAAAACUGUAAUGUUGUGAAAUAUUAUUGCAAUUUAAAACAGUGAUUUUCUAUAUGAAUAUGGUUUAAAAUGUAAUUUAUUUCUGUGAUGCAAAGCUGAAUUUUCAG